Molecule: messenger RNA, 978 nt
Organism: Penicillium canariense
Lineage: Eukaryota; Fungi; Ascomycota; Eurotiomycetes; Eurotiales; Aspergillaceae
Product: C2H2-type zinc finger protein
Exons: 1
Coding region: 1-978 (325 amino acids)
Source: RefSeq, a predicted model, not a curated record
AUGUCGAGCACAUUGACCCAGCCAAGUUGCAAGCUGUCCAGGCUGACCUGUGAAUGCACCCUUCAGUAUAGCUUCCCAGCUCCGGUAACCGCACACCGGGCGGCUGAGGAAAUGUCGGGCUGCAAGACGAGCAUUGUAUCGAUUCUAAACAAUGAUGAUCACCCGUCGUUUGCAGUCCGGUCCAAUCCGAGACCCUCUCGAAACAACACUUUGCCCUCGCUUUAUCCCCAUCAGCAGCAGUCAGAGCAGCCCCCCGCGCCCGUUCGCGAUCUGCAGUAUGUCCGCCCGCAUGCCUCGUCCGAAUCGCCCCCGGCAUCACCACCAGGCACCCAGCAUGCCGCCGACCCAGUAACGGAAGCCAUGCUGCCCACCUCGCCUGGCUCGUCAAAUGGCUCGGUCUAUGACUAUUUCACCAGUCAAGCUUCUUCUUCGGCUUACCACCCGUACGCCCGGCAGGACCUGCGACGGGACCCGUUUCGCUAUCCAUCUCGCGGGCCAGCAGCACCGCGAACACCACCUGAGAUCCACGCCAGCACGACACCAGAUGCGAAGCCCAUUCACUCACAGUCCGGAAACGGUCGGGGGACCGGGCGAAAGAACAAGUAUCCCUGCCCUUACGCGGCGAGCCAUGGUUGCUUGGCUUCUUUCACGACAUCGGGCCAUGCCGCUCGCCACGGGAAGAAGCACACUGGCGAGAAAAGCGUGCACUGCCCCAUCUGCAACAAGGCCUUCACCCGGAAGGACAACAUGAAGCAGCACAUUCGCACGCAUCGUACUCAGUCUGACGACAUGCGGUCGACCUCGGAGCCCGCGGCUGAGACGAGAUGGGCGAUGGGCCGGCCGGACUCGGGCUACGGGCCGCAGGCACAUAGCCGGACGGUGAGCCAGUCAACCGAUGUCGGUACAGUGAUGCCGCCCCCAGUGCUGGACCGCAUCUGCCCUCCUGAAAGAGGACGAGAUCCUCCCCCGUAUAAAUAG